Messenger RNA from Chelonia mydas (Green sea turtle), 12018 nucleotides. It is a transcript of the gene KLHL1, whose product is annotated as kelch like family member 1. The record is from RefSeq and is a predicted model, not a curated record. Gene Ontology annotation, molecular function: protein binding. The transcript is spliced from 12 exons. The coding region runs from base 206 to 2395 and encodes 729 amino acids. Lineage: Eukaryota; Metazoa; Chordata; Testudines; Cheloniidae.
GGGGGCCAUCGCCGCGCGCGCGCGGGGCUGGGCGCAGCAGCUCAGCGGGCGCCCUCUUGCCUGGGCCAUUUUGCAGUGUCAGGCUGCGCGUCGCGCCGCUUGUGCCUCGCCGGCUGCAGCCCCCUUCCCGCGCGGUGCUCUGAGCCCCUCUAUCUCCCCCCCGCCUCCACCACCGCCACUUGCCCAAGGCAGAAGCAGCUGCAGCAUGUCAGGCUCGGGCAGGAAGGACUUUGACGUGAAGCACAUCUUGCGCCUUCGCUGGAAACUAUUCAGCCACCCAUCGGCGCCGGCCGGGCCGGUGGCCGGCGGCUGCUUGCAGCCGGACGGCAGCUUCGAGCACUGGGGGCCGAGCCAGAGCCGCCUGCUGAAGAACCAGGAGAGGGGCGGCAGCGCCUUCUGGAAGAAAUCCUCUUCCUCCAGCCCGCUGAACGGGACCCUGCUGCCCGCCACCAGGCAUGGGCUGGGCCAGCGGCCGUCGCCCAGGACCGUCUUCUACGUGGAGACCCUGGAGGAGGAGGAGGUGCGCGGCGGGAUGGAGCUCACCCGAGAGCAGGAGAAGUCGCUGAUGCUGCAGGAGAUGAAGGAGGAGCCGGCGGACUGUUCGGACUGCAGCAGCCAAGCAACAGGUGAAGGAUGUGGACACAGGUUGUCAGCAGUCGGCCAUCCCCUGACACCUCAAUGUGAUGUGGACUCCAGUAGCUCUGAGGAGUUCUAUCAGGCAGUACACCAUGCUGAACAAACCUUCAGAAAGAUGGAAAGCUACUUGAAGCAACAGCAACUCUGUGAUGUUAUCCUGAUUGCUGGGAACCGUAGGAUACCUGCACAUAGGCUUGUUCUCAGUUCUGUCUCUGACUACUUUGCUGCCAUGUUCACAAGUGAUGUUUGUGAGGCCAAGCAAGAGGAGAUCAAAAUGGAAGGCAUAGACCCUAAUGCGCUGUGGGAUCUUGUUCAGUUUUCAUACACAGGUUGCUUGGAAUUGAAGGAGGACACCAUUGAAAACCUUCUGGCAGCUGCCUGCCUCCUUCAACUCCCACAAGUAGUGGAGGUUUGCUGCCAUUUUCUAAUGAAGCUUUUACAUCCAUCCAACUGUUUGGGAAUACGAGCAUUUGCUGAUGCACAGGGGUGCACAGAUCUUAUGAAGGUGGCUCACACCUACACCAUGGAUAACAUAAUGGAAGUUAUUAGAAAUCAAGAGUUUUUACUACUGCCGGCUGAGGAACUACAUAAACUUCUUGCUAGUGAUGACGUGAAUGUUCCUGAUGAAGAGACUAUUUUCCAUGCCUUAAUGAUGUGGGUUAAAUAUGACAUGGCGAGGAGAUGUAGUGACCUCAGUAUGCUGCUUGCCUAUAUCAGAUUACCUCUGCUUCCACCACAGAUAUUGGCUGACCUAGAAAAUCAUGCACUUUUUAAGGAUGACUUGGAAUGUCAGAAGCUAAUUCUGGAAGCUAUGAAAUACCAUCUUUUACCGGAAAGAAGAACUCUAAUGCAAAGUCCAAGGACUAAACCUAGAAAAUCUACAGUUGGAACACUGUAUGCUGUUGGAGGAAUGGACAACAACAAAGGUGCUACAACUAUAGAGAAGUAUGAUCUCAGGACAAAUAUAUGGAUCCAGGCCGGAGUGAUGAAUGGCAGGAGGCUGCAGUUUGGUGUGGCUGUCAUUGAUGACAAACUCUUUGUUAUUGGAGGCCGGGAUGGUUUAAAGACAUUAAACACUGUUGAAUGUUACAAUCCAAAAACCAAGGCUUGGACUGUCUUACCCCCAAUGUCAACACAUAGACAUGGUUUAGGUGUUACAGUACUUGAAGGGCCUAUUUAUGCAGUGGGUGGCCAUGAUGGCUGGAGUUAUUUGAACACGGUUGAGAGGUGGGAUCCACAAAGUCAGCAGUGGACAUUUGUGGCAAGUAUGUCAAUUGCCAGAAGCACUGUUGGAGUGGCAGCAUUAAAUGGCAAGUUAUAUUCAGUUGGAGGUCGCGAUGGAAGUUCGUGUUUGAGUUCAAUGGAGUAUUAUGAUCCUCACACAAAUAAAUGGAAUAUGUGUGCUCCGAUGUGUAAGAGAAGAGGAGGUGUAGGUGUGGCCACAUGUGAUGGCUUUCUCUAUGCAGUUGGAGGCCAUGAUGCUCCUGCUUCUAACCACUGUUCCCGACUGCUGGACUAUGUAGAAAGAUAUGAUCCAAAAACUGAUACUUGGACAAUGGUGGCUCCUUUGAGUAUGCCUCGAGAUGCAGUUGGUGUCUGUCUUCUUGGUGAUAAAUUAUAUGCAGUGGGUGGAUAUGAUGGCCAGACAUACCUGAACACUAUGGAAUCAUAUGACCCUCAAACUAAUGAAUGGACGCAGAUGGCUUCCCUAAAUAUUGGAAGAGCUGGUGCCUGCAUCGUAGUCAUCAAGCAACCGUGACUUUUUCUGCACAGCUUUGGAUUUUACUGACUGUGAAAUGUUUAUUUUUCUAUCAGACAACAAGACUGAUAACUCUGUGAAAAAAAGGAUUUUCAUAGUGAAUACUCUGUUGAUCACAAAGUUGAGAACAUUUGAAAAUGGGAAAGAUUAAGGAUUUAUGCCCUGUCCAGUCAUUAGAAACUGUUCACAGUCAGUGAACAAGAAAAAAUCAGUCUGUUGUAGGAGCACAUGUAUAAACAUACAGUAGUAAGUUCAGGUACUGUUCUUGAGAAUGUGUACUGCAGAGCUGCAGAAUUGGAAGCACCCAGGGCUAGCUCUUCAGAAGGAGCAGAAGGGAUAUGAGAACAGUUUUCGUGAAACACAGAGGUGUUUGACUGUGGAACCAUCACAGCACAUUCAGUUGCUUUUUCAACUUUGGUUUUAUUAAAAGGAGAAGUAGAUAUAAUGUGAUGUUUUUCUGUCAAGAUCUUAUCUUCAAAGGGGUCCUGGCUUUCCCUUUUAGACAUGCGGUUAGACAAGGAGAGGGAAUUAGUUCUUAUUAAAGUAAGGAGGAAAGGUUGAAAGGUCUGAAUAUUUCAGCACUCUUCCUCGUUCAAAAUGAUUAAGCUGCUUCUAUACAGUCUGUGGGGAAGUAAAUGGAAAAAAAAACAACAACACAAUGCUUGUUUCAGUAACUUUGGACUGUCCCUCCCUGUCAGAGUUGGGAAUCAGAGGUUGCACUGAAAUCAUAUACUGAGAAUUAGCACAAACUCAAUGCAGAAAGAAGAGCAAGCUUUUUAGCCCCAUUGGGACUUUGUUGCAAAAAACAUGAGUCCAAGGACAUGUCUCAUAAAUCUAUCUUAAGCUUGUAUUCAAAUCAAGCAUGUGGGUUCUGGUCACAUUAAAUGCUUUAUGCAUCUUCUGCAUGUGGAAGCCCCUGGAAGCCUGGAAGACAGCUACUUCUAUUCUAUUACAUCAUUUAACAGAUGAAACAUGACUCGGCAAUGGAAAAUGUUUUGACCUAAUUUGACAGAAACCUCAUUGCAGAUAGACAAGAGGGAUAAAACUGUCAUUACAUUUUCUUUUUUUCAAAACCACACACUCAACUUGGUCUGAUUCUAGCUGCAUAAAAGCCUUCAAUUUUAUUACUGAAAGUCAUUGCAAGUAAGGGAUGGAUUAGAAAUGUACGCUAGUAGAAUAAGACAAUAUUAGACCAUCAUGAGCUAAUGAAUUCUGUAUAGAAAAUGUACUAGACCCUUGUGUGCUUCCCGUUAAGGUUGAUCAAUUACAGUAAUAUAGCGAUAUCACGCUUUUGAGUCAGCAAUAGUGCUGAGUUUGGUAUUUUCUAAUUGCUCAGUUGAAUCAGUUUAAAACCUAAUGGAGGGUGAGGAUCCCAGAGAUCAUGGCAUUCAAGGAGGCAGAGGAGCUGUGGGGAAUGGGCCUACUGGUAGAGAACAAUCUUUUUCUCUGGACCAAUGCAGAUCUAUUCGGAAAAAAGUGUGUAGUUCGAUUACAGAAGUUACAUAGUUCGUAACCGUUCAGAAUGAUUCUGACCUGGUUUGCCUUUAGCUGCUUUGAAGGCAAUUCUGGCUGCAGGCAAGACUGUUUAGCAUUUGGUCAGAAGAGAAACCUUUGAGACCACUUGGGUUGCCAAGUGUAUAACAUUAAAGGUUUAGUGACGUGUGGUUUAAAGACGUGCCGUUUGGUAAAGAGCUGCAGUGAUAAUGUCAUGCUGUCACUGAGUGACCUGACCCAACAUGGAUGUCACUGUUUCCUGAGUAUGUGAUAGCAUGAACCAACUUUCCAAUCAAGGCAUAGAUGCUGGUUUGAUCUUUGUGCUCUUCUCUGUGCUAGUGUGAAGGCAGUUGCAAAUGUCUGAGUGUAAGCUCCACACAAACAUUUGGCUCUUGAAUUACAGUUAGUCUCAGUAGCCGGCAAGGCCAAGCAGUCUUUAAGGGUGGUAUGAAACUAGAAUCCUACAAGCUAAAUUUAGGAAUAAACCCAGGUUUUUUUAUGUGACUGUACUACCAUUCACUGGGACUUAGAGUGGGAAAAGGUAAUGGUCUGGUGUCUUCCCACUCUUUUCCCCAUCCAAAAAAGAGUUGAUAUAUUCCAGCUUUUUUCUUUUGUCAAGCUAUUUCAUUUUUCAGCCAACAGUGGUGAGAAGUUGCAGUAUGACAUAGCUAUAUAAACAGUAAAACCUACCAUUAUUUGAAUGAAAAUUUAUAUAAAUAUUAAACUAUUUCAGCUCAACUACCAAAUGUACACCAAUUGCAAGUAGUUUCCUUCUGUUUUACUAGUCGUAGGAACAGAUAACUAGCAGGUUAAAGUGAAACUCACCCUGUGCACAGGGCCAUCUCAGGGCCAGUAGAUCACAUAAAUCACAAUUAAGCCCUACUCUUAGGGUUUAGGUAGGAUUUAAGUGGUGUAUAAGUCCUUUGCUGACCCUUGGUAGAGGAGUAAAUAGCAUCCUGAAUAAUUUGAGAUUUUAAAUGAGGUUUUGAAUUAAUUCCAUUUUCUAAUAAUAUCUCAGUUCCCCUUAAGUGGAUCAAUUAGCUUGUUGUAAUAUCUACUUAACUGAUGAUAUGGCUAUUUGAAGGUAGGACAGGGAACAACCAAGUAAAAUAAGAAAUUCAAAUAUUUCAUAAUGCAUACGUUUUUCUUUUUAAAAAAGGUUCCUUUUUCUGCUAGUAAUAGAUAGAAUAUUAUUAAAACAGAAUUUUUGUCAUAUUAAAAUCUGCAUAUUAUACACCUAAAUAUGUGCUUUUAAAAUAAAAAUAAUGAGAUUUUUAAAAAUACAACUUGGAAGCUAAAAAUAAAUAAAAUUCCAAGUGCACCUGUAGAGACAAACAAAUGAUCUUAAAUGAGCUUUUAAAUUCAACCUCCACAAUUUCCCCCAAGUACUUUAUAUGCAGUAUAGAAUUGAAAUAUGAAUAGCACCCCUGGAUAUUAACCUUCAGAAAAGAAUUACCAUACAUUUACUCCAGAUAUGUUGAGGUUUGUAUUGUAACUCUGCUUUGCUCAUUUUUAUCCAUGAUUUUUCUCAUACCCUUUUGUACAUUCCCUCUUUAUUUUUUUCCAUUAUUUUCUCUUUUGUAAUCUCUCUGUACUUUCUCUACUUGGCUAACUAUUCUCUCAUCCAAAAUUGCAACUUUCUCCACUGUUCCUUACUUACAACAAAGGUGGAAGACUGUGAUUCUUGAUCUAUCUUUAUUAUAUUUAUACUCGUGCAGGUCCAUAUACAAUGUAGAUUAAAGGCCAAAAUUGACCCACCCUCAGUUUCUGUAUGUCAGUACAGCUUUUUGACUUCAGAGUUGUUGCAUGAAUUUUAUUAAGGGAGAAGAGUUUGGGUGGGAUUUUUCAAAAGUUCUCAGUGUUGGCUUAACUCUGCUCUUGUUAUGUCAAUGGAAAUUUUGCAUUUGACUUCAAAGGGAACAGAGUUAAGCCAACACUGAGUGCUUUUGUAAAUCUUACCCUUAAGGUUUAUAGUCCAUAUACCCCCAAAGAAAAUAAUCAGUUAGGGAAUAUACUGGCUUUAAAGCUAUUCAUGUUAACUUGUGUUGAAGCAAACAGUAAUAACUUUGAAGGAAUAGUAGAUGUGCCAAUAUAUUUCAAAGGCCAGAUCCUGCCUCCUUUAUUCAUGUUGAAUAAUACCUUUCUCUGCAAGUAGUAGUAAGUAAGGUAAAGUAAAGUAAAGUAGAUAAAUUGCAGAUUUAAUCACAUAGUGCAAAAUGGAAUUACUAACUGGUUAAUUUGAAAAACAAAACAAAACACCCUCUUGCUUAUGAGACAGAGAAAACAAGAUGCAAUGGGCACCACAAAAGAGAAUAAUUUGAGGAGUGAGGUGAUUAUGGUGGUGGUUGUGUGUUGGUUGUUUAUUAACUCAUUGCUUGUAGGUGUCAUAAAAGGAUGGAUAAGGAGUGAUCUGAAAGGCUGCUUGGCAAACCAGGACUGAGAAACAAUCUCAUAGUAAACUCAGUUUUCCAAGAGAGGGUCCAAUCCAGCAAGCCUUCUAUCUAUAUGACAUCACUUGAUGCGGGCUCACAGGAUUGGGAUCUCUGUUAAAUUACUGUAUAGUCUGUCAUAUUGCUAUUGCCGGUGGUGCAUGAUAUAAUAUUGAUCACAGACCAAUAGCUAAAGAUCACGUUGGAUUGUAGUUAUCUAAAUAUGUUUUAUUUGGGAUAUUUUUGGCUCAAUUUGAAUAGAAAGUCUGUAAAUUAAAAUAAGAAGUUAUACAUAACUAGCUAGGAAAUACAACACCAAUCAUUUUUUGUAUUGGUGGUUUUCAAUUUUUAUGGCAUUUCAUCAUUUAUAGUUCAAUUGCUGAAUCCUAUCUCUUUAACAUAAUUUAUAUGUAAAAUAAUGAUUUUUUUCUUUGAUAAUUACGUAGAAGACAGAUGCAUAGUUACAUAUGAAACCUGUCAAAAUAUUAAAACAUUUUAAGGUGAUAUUAAGGGAGUUGUCUCGCUCAUAUUAGCAUUAAUUGGUACAAGGAAACUAUUAUGACUUAUAUGUGAAAGAUAUAUUGACUGCCUUUGUAUUUGUGUAAAAGAAAACAACUAAAACUCCAUCAGAUAUUCAGUGUUUAUAUAUGAAUUCAAGUCAAAUGUAUCUAAAGAAAGCACUAUAUUAGAUUCACUAAUUCACUAUGUUAGAUUCACUUUCAUUUCCAGUUACUGUAAAUUAAACUUACUUCUCAUUUCCUAUAAUAAACAUGCCAGUUAGAAUUUUUACAUACACUCAAUAUUCCAAAUUCCUCCCUUAGGUACAUUCAGGUGAUUCCCAUUUACUUCAGUGGGAGUGACUCACAAGCAAAAUUCGAAUUGAUGGCAAAAUUAGAACUGUUAGACCAAAUGCAUGCUUUGAUGUGCCUUGGCCAACACCAGCAAAGCUGUAGUUAAGUGAGAACUGUGGGCCACAGAUCUUCUACCCUGCUUCCAGUCAAUUCAGCUCCAUUUAAACCAGCAGUACUCAUACUCCUUAGGUCCCCCAUGGACAGAGCUGUUAAGGAAGCAUUGCAGUACACAGUCUAUACAUACUAGUAAACCCACUGCCCCAGAAUCCCACAUUUUAUUGAGACUACUUCAGCCUCUAGCAAGAAUAUUCUGAGGAGCGAAUGGAGAUGGGUGGGCUGUGUAGCUCCACGGAGGUCAUAGUCAGGUCAUAGUCAGGUCCAUUUUUUUUAUUAUUAAGCAGCAGGAAAUAUAUCUAACUAAAAAUUUAUAGGGUAUUUUAAGUAGGACUCAUAAUCUCCCCAAAGUUUGAGAACUUGAAACCCAGUCCCAUGCCUGUAUGGAGCUCCAGUGACUUAAGCCAUGGUCUGUGCUGGUACAAAGCUUCUUCAGUAUAGGUCUGAUUGUGGGAACAGGGCCUACAGCUAUUCCUACACCAUUAAUGUAUGCCAUGUCUCCACGAAAUGCACCUAUAGCCUGUUUUUGGCCCUAUAUGUUGAAAACCAGAAACUACAUCAAGGUCUAAGUACAGAGAAUUACAGUUGAACCCAAUGUUCUUGUUAUAUUUCAGAGCCUGUAUACCACUGUGCACAUUUUAUAACAGAAUUAUUUCGUAGAAGUACAGCAAGUAUAAUAUUGCAGCAUACCAGUAACUAGUUAUUUAUCUUAAUAGAUGUAAAAAAGGUUUGAGAAUGGCAUAACCAAAACCACUUAUUGUCCUCUUAAAAACAUAAACCAUUUUUCAAAACUUGAUGGCACAAAACUUAUGUGUUAACCUUUUGACAAAAUUCUUCCCAUAUCACUGACCAAUAACACACUACUUUAGGUUAUUCAUGUUAUGCCAUGCCACUUUCUGCUAUCUGUGUAAUAAGUUUUAAAAGAGGUCAUUUUAAAACAUACAGGCCUAAAUUUACAAAGAUGUGUACCUAAAUAGGUGUGCACUUUUCCAUGCUCUCAAUGUAGGUGUGCACAUCUCUGAAGUGUGUGCAUUUGUAUAGGUGCAUACCUAAGUUUGUAUUCAAAAGUGCAAGGGCACUUAUGCACUCAUGUCUUUGAAAAUUUGAACCAUCAUCUUUACUACUUACAUUUGAACCUUUUUCAUAGUGUGCAUGAAACAGGCAUGCGAUUAAAUCAAAGUAAUAUUUGGACAGGUGUCAGUAAAAUGAGUAUCUCCUCCAACUUUAAUGAAGGUUUGAUUCAAUAUUAAUUCUUUACAAAAUGUAAAAUACAGUGUUAAAUGUAAAUUAUACAUCAAUAUGGGAUGACUAUAAUAGGUAAUAUAUGAGGGAUAAUAUAGUGCAAUUUGAAAUAUAUAUUAAAUGUAAUAUGUACAUUAGAAAAAUAGAGAUUCAUUACUUCCAAAAGUUCAUUCACUGAAAAGUGUUUUAUUUUCAACAGUAGCAGUCAGAUUUUGGGGGAAUAACUUUGCAACCAGUUUGUUGGCUCAUAAAUGUGUAGACUAUUUGCAUUUUUAGCACUGUGUGUUCUUGUGGUGAUGCAUAAAAAUGCAUGUAAGAUAGGUACUUGACCUGGCUCUUUGACCACAUCAGGAGGAAAAUAGUUAUGUAUCCCAUAGCUAUCUUUAAAAUCUGUGUUGAAAGACAGUGGCUCAAAAUCCAUUCUAGAAGUCUGGUAGCUUGUUUUAAAAAUUGGGACUGCUGAAUUCUGGGCAGGUUUUACACCCAGUGAUUCAAGUAAAACAACAAGCUCUGAGCUAUGUGGACACAAGCACUAGAUUAGAAUAGAUUCUUAAUAUGUAAGUAUAACUUCAGAACUAUCCUUGAUUUUAAAAAAUGAAUUAACCACACAAUGUCUGUUCACUCCACUCUAAUUUAUAUGAGAAAAUCAAAAAUAUACAACAGAAUAGUUAUUCUUCAGCUUUAUUCUCAGUCUCUAAUAAAAAGCAGAUCGAAUUACUGUAACCUUAAAUCCCAUAGCCAAUCCCCUCAUUAUAGUACUUCUGCAUAAUGCAUGAAGGUUAGAUCCGCUCAGGGGCAUAGAGGCUGAAGGUCCGCAAAGCUGCAAAACUACAAUGGUUUUCUUAUGCUGGGGGAGAUCAGUGUUGGACAGCUGAAGGAUAGAAUGUAGCUAUCUAGUCCAAAAUUAUGUGUAUUUAAUAUUCACAAACCCCUAUGUAGGGCUGCACGGGAGUGCCAGCUCUAUUCUAGACCAAGGGUUGGAAUAGUGGUUGUGAAAGGGCUGUCCCAUCUCAAUCCCGCACAACUUCUACAUAGCUCUCCUUACAAAGGGCUUGAUUGUACAAGAGAAAUUGCAGAUGUUCAGUACCUCUCAUGAUCAGGACCAUAACUUAUUUGUUCAGGUUUGGUCAGGUCAGGGAAAGGCACUUAAGUUAGGAAACAUUCACCUUGGUCCUCAGAUGAGAGAUACAGUGAGCAUGAGUUCUGAGAACGAAAUCACCUUCUGUCUAAGACUGGUGUGAUAUGAGCUACGCCUAUAAAAAAUAAUCUUUCAGAGAGCCUCCUGUGAGACAGAAAUUAUCCUUUGUGAAUCAUUAGAGUGAGUAAUUUGUUCUAUAAGCAAGACCUAUGGAAACCGGUGUUGCUCUUCAGAGGUAAUAAGAGGUUCACCUGCAGUAAUUUCCAUAGCCUAAUGAAGGUUUUUUUUUUUCUUUUUAGCAGUGCCAUAGCUUUGAAAGCAUGUCUGUGUAGACUUAUACAGCACUAUCAUGUAGUUGCAGAGUAGGGAUGUUGAUCUCUAAAUGAAGGUAUACAGUGUGGGAACUGUGACUAUCCAAUAACGUUGGUACAAACUGAGACUCAUAUUCUUCCUGAUUAAGACACGGAUGUGGGAAUUGUGUGUGGAAAAAUAUGGACACCUUCAGAUCUGAGAGUUUAGACUAAAUGAUGCAUUCUUUUGCCUGAGACAAAGAACAGGGGAAAAGGGUGUCAUCCUCACAUAGUGACAAAUGGAAUGCCCGUUUUCAUCCGUUAAAGAUCAUUGUUUAUUGAGCACAUUGUUUAUUGAGCUAGAUGCACAAAGGAGGCUGGUGAGUCCUUCAAUGGGCUUGCAGUCCAAGGCCCUGAUCCUGUGUGAGCUCUGGAGUCACUGAAAUAAUUGAUUUCUGAAGAUUUAGAGCCUCACAGAAUCAGGUCCUAAGAUAAAACAAAACAGCACAGACUGUUAGAUGCAAGAUGCAGGCCUGAAGUUGAGAAAGAGGAAAAUGUUUCAGUUGUCUGGAGAUUUGUUGUUUGUGUAUAUAGAAUAUCAGGAUUGGAAGGGACCUCAUGAGGUCAUCUAGUCCAGCCCCCUGCUCAAAGCAGGGCCAAAUCUCCAAGUUUUGCCCCAGAUCCCUAAAUGGCCCCCUCAAAGAUUGAACUCACAACUUUGGGUUUAGCAGGCCAAUGCUCAAAACACUGAGCUAUGACUCCCCUCUUGUAUGUUUUACCGGAGGAUUGGAAUGAAGGCAGGCUGGUCAUCUGGUGCACAAGAAGAGAGAGACUUGUAAUUGUAAAAACAGGAUGGAAGAAUAACCAUCCAUUUCUUUCAACUUUUGACAUCUAGAGUCUGGUAGAUAUUUGGAAAGACUCCCAUUAAAAGAGAUAUUGUCAUGUUAAAAAUAUUGUCCCUUCCACCUUCCACCUUCUCAGACAGAUGACAUUAAAACUAGGUAGAUCUCUGACAGGAAGUAUGAAAGUGUGUGUUUGGUGGAAGGAGAAGUUCAACUCACAGUGGCAUUGGUUUUGCACAUGGAGAGGAGGCAGAAUACGCACAUAGCCUCCUAUCCUAACCAAGCCUGACAGGGAUUCCACUCAGAAGUUAACACCAACAAUCAUCUUCUACUUUGAACAAAACCACUUUCAUUCUCUGCAGCCGAACACCAUUAUGAUCUUCAGAGGGCUUAGAGUUAUGUCUGAAAUGAAUGUCUGGUCUUUUCCAGUUCCCUCAGCACGAUCUCCUUCACCAGACAUCCCGUCUCUACACUCAAAUGCUGUAGCAGCAUUUUGGAUCACACAAGAGCAAGGGCAACAUUUUCAAACUCUGGAGUCUGAAGUUAGAAGUAAACAAAUCUGGAUUUAGGUGUCUAUCUACAUUUGUAUAUGGUCAGUCAUCACUAUAAUAUCUGAGCACCUAAAAAUAAGUGUCCUGAUUUUCAGAAACAUUGUGAACCUGCAAUUUCCAAUAAAGUAAGACAAGUUGUGGUGAGCUCAGCAUGUCUGAAAAUAAGGCACUUAUUUUGGCGCCUAAAUAUAAAUUUAAACAUGCAUACUUGAAAAUUUGUAUCUUUAUGAUCAACUUAUUUUAGUACACCACUAAGCUCCUUUCUCUAAUGAGACCGACAAUUUUUUGGAACAUUGUCCAUAAAUUUGUGUGCCAACUUGUGUGAUCCACCUAAAACAGAUUCAGGCCUCUGCUUUGGUUACCUGUGGGAGAAGAGGGGUUGUUCAUAUUAUCUUUGCCAUAGAGGGAGCAAGGUUUAUAGCAUACAAUGCAUUCCUUACCAAUGCUACUUCAUGUGAUGAUGUAUUGAAGUACGUAAGAAACAAAAUCUUUGUAUGGUAUAAACAACUUUUGAAAUAACUGAACCAUUGUGAAGCUAAAAUAGAUAUACUGUAUUUUGUUGUUGCUUUGAUGUAAUCAUCACCUGUCUCUUUCUUUUGAUGAAACAUUAGUUUAAUCCGAAAUAAGAUAAAUUGAUUUCACUGAGUGUUGUAGAUUCUCAGUACCACUAGA